Nicotiana tabacum (common tobacco) is the source of this 1686-nucleotide messenger RNA. Its product is annotated as dnaJ protein homolog 2. Gene Ontology annotation, molecular function: ATP binding; Hsp70 protein binding. Lineage: Eukaryota; Viridiplantae; Streptophyta; Magnoliopsida; Solanales; Solanaceae. Gene Ontology annotation, biological process: response to heat; protein folding. The record is from RefSeq and is a predicted model, not a curated record.
UUCCCUUCCUUUCAAUAAAACCAAAGAUCAUACGCUAGCCGCCUCCUUCCUCUUCUCCUUUUCAUUCCCAAAUACCUAAAUCCCAAAUCUUCUCAACUUUGGAUUUCAAUUUUCAAUCGAUUUGUGAUUUGCAGGUGAAAAUUGAGUAAUUAAGUUGAAAUCAAAGAUGUUUGGGAGAGCACCAAAGAAGAGUGACAACUCGAAGUACUAUGAGAUCUUAGGAGUUCCUAAGAGUGCUUCACAAGAUGAUCUGAAAAAAGCUUACCGUAAAGCCGCCAUUAAAAAUCAUCCUGAUAAGGGCGGCGAUCCUGAAAAAUUUAAGGAGCUUGCCCAAGCCUAUGAGGUUUUGAGUGACCCAGAGAAGCGUGAGAUUUAUGAUCAGUACGGUGAAGAUGCUCUUAAGGAAGGAAUGGGGGGUGGAGGUGGGGCACAUGACCCAUUUGACAUAUUCCAGUCAUUCUUUGGCGGCGGUGGAUUUGGCGGUGGUGGAAGCAGCAGAGGAAGAAGGCAAAGGAAAGGGGAGGAUGUUGUCCACUCUCUCAAGGUUUCUUUGGAGGAUCUCUACAAUGGGACAUCAAAGAAGCUAUCACUAUCUCGGAAUGUGUUGUGCUCAAAGUGCAAGGGAGUAGGGUCUAAAUCAGGUGCUUCAAUGAAAUGUUCGGGCUGUCAAGGGUCUGGAAUGAAAGUUUCCAUCAGACAACUUGGCCCCAUGAUCCAGCAGAUGCAGCACCCUUGUAAUGAGUGUAAGGGUACUGGUGAGAAAAUCAAUGAGAAAGAUAGGUGCCCACAGUGUAAGGGUGAGAAAGUUGUGCAGGAGAAGAAGGUGCUGGAAGUUCAUGUGGAGAAGGGUAUGCAGAAUGGACAAAAGAUUACAUUCCCAGGAGAGGCUGACGAAGCGCCCGAAACAAUUACUGGGGACAUAGUUUUUAUAUUACAGCAGAAGGAACACCCCAAGUUUAAGCGCAAGGGAGAUGAUCUCUUUGCAGAGCACACCUUGACCUUGACUGAGGCUCUAUGUGGUUUCCAGUUCGUCUUGACUCACCUAGACAGCAGACAGCUGCUCAUUAAAUCCCAACCUGGAGAAGUUGUCAAGCCUGAUCAAUUUAAGGGCAUAAAUGAUGAAGGAAUGCCAAUGUACCAAAGGCCAUUCAUGAGGGGAAAACUGUACAUUCACUUCACCGUGGACUUCCCCGAUACAUUAGCUCCAGAGCUGUGCAAGAACCUUGAAGCAGUACUGCCGCCAAGGCCUAAAACACAAGCAUCCGAUAUGGAAUUGGACGAGUGCGAGGAGACCACUUUGCAUGACGUGAACAUGGAAGAAGAGAUGCGUAGGAAGAGACAGCAGCAGGCCCAAGAGGCAUACGAGGAAGAUGACGACGACGAUAUGCAUGGUGGUGCGCAAAGAGUGCAAUGUGCACAACAGUAAUUCAUGUGUCUUUUGGCAGAUAACAGGAGUUAUUCUGGCAAGGAAGUAUCAACCCCUGGUCUUGGGUUUGAUGAUAGGGUUGAUAAGAAAUGACAUCCAGGAAUGUGCUUUUUGUAGGAAUUUUAUUUAUGCAAACUGAAUGGUUAUUGACAAUUGUAAGAGUGGUGAAAGAUUUUUGCGACAUGUUUUGAACCACAGCUUUAUUCAAUUAUUUGAUUUCCAGACUGAUAUAUAAUGUCACAUCUUCAUUGUUUCUUCAA